Phialemonium atrogriseum is the source of this 1337-nucleotide messenger RNA. RefSeq lists its product as uncharacterized. The record is from RefSeq and is a predicted model, not a curated record. Lineage: Eukaryota; Fungi; Ascomycota; Sordariomycetes; Cephalothecales; Cephalothecaceae. Bases 1 to 882 code for a protein of 293 amino acids. The transcript is spliced from 2 exons.
AUGCCUUCACAGCAGGUCAGGCCGCUAGAAGGCUGCUCUACCAACAGCAUGCAACCUCCCGCCACCCCCCUACUGCCUGCCCUUCAACCUAGUUCAUCUCCAUCGCUCCGCACUCUCCCGCUUGAGAUCGGCGUGAGCAUUCAUUGCAAAAUCGACACACCCCGAGACCUUUUUGAAGCAAUCCGAUCAUCUCCCACAUUACUUUGCGCUUUCAACACUUCCCGGCACAGCAUACUCAGCUCGGUCAUUGUAAAUGCCUUUGGAGACAGCCUCCACGACGCCCCUGGGCUGCUCUAUGUUCUCAGGCUUGUGGAACGAGAUGCCCAUCCUACCGACCCAUCCGCCGAGCUGGGAGAGAGCAUCCGACCACUAGAUUUUGUGGAAGGCCACUUGAACGAGGCCUUCGAUUACAAGAUGCCGGGCUGUCUUCGAGCGAUUCUGCAGCUCUACAGUAUACACCACAACAUCGGCGCCUUCACCAGUGCCUUCGUCGCGUACGUCAACGACAUGAGCAACGACUAUAUCGCCGGGCUCGCGGAACGCAGCGAAAACGAAUUUGUGUGGCAAUACUCACCGCGCCCUCGGGUCACCACCUCGUGGCUGACACGGACAUUCCUCCUCUACAAGAUAUUUCACAUGGUCGACGAGGAAUUCAACUGCGCCGAGGUAACUCGCUGGCCUCAGCCCACCUGUCCCAGCCCAGAAGACAACGUCCCAGACAUGGAGGACUGGCAACAGGCCCUGGUACGGCAGCUCCAAUCCAGCCGCGAGGAGGGCCUUCACCUGUUCAAUUUCAGGCACGGCACGUACGAGAUAGUCCUGGAGUCCUUCCUCGGCCAUUGUGAUGGUGACUGCUGGGCCCUCGCCCUACGCCUGGACUAGUAGCGCCCGCACCAUCUGCCACCUGCAGCGGGAUAACCGGUCGGUUCAGCUCACCUGCACGACUGGCGCUUCAACCACGUGCUCGGCAAAUUGUGGGGAGAUCCUGGCCGGGGCUGGCAUGAACUUUACCGGUUCGGUAGAUGGAUUGGGCCUGCCGGGCAUAGAUCCUUAAUCUGGCCAGUCGUAUAGAUAGAUGGGGCAGUUGAGCGCCUGGGCUGUUGGGGUGCCUUGCGGGAGAGACACAACAAACAUUUAGGUUCCAUUGACAACGAUAAUCAUUUCGCAUGCGGCGGAUUGUCCCAUGGCUGUGCAUCACAUCCAGUGAUCUACAAUCAAUAUGCAUUACUGCCGCUGUCCAGGUGCUCCCAAGGUGCCUAUAAUAAAAAUCAUGUUGCGGCCCAUAGGAGGUUUACACCAGGAGAGGACAUACACGCAUCAGUGCUGCCACUUUUCCC